Dovyalis caffra is the source of this 388-nucleotide messenger RNA. The record is from the annotation of a GenBank genome assembly. Lineage: Eukaryota; Viridiplantae; Streptophyta; Magnoliopsida; Malpighiales; Salicaceae.
GUUGUUGUUGGCAACAAAGAGUUUCAUGAGGUUGAGUUUGUAGGUGUAAAAAACACUUUGAAGUUCAGCAAAAGUGUUGAAAAAGUUGUUGUCCUUGAUAAUGCUAUAAACAUCAAAAAUUUUUACAACGAAGUCACUAAUGUUGCUGCACUUUUUGAGGGAGUUGAAGUCAAAGAUGAGGGCAUCAACGAGGCUAUCAAUGAAGGAAUAAUCAAGCAUGAUGCUGAUGCCAUUAAAGUGUUAGAUGAGAGUGAUGAUCUUAUAAUUGAUUUUAUUGGUGUUGACAAUUUGUAUAGUAGAAGGUCUAGUUCAUUAAAGCUUAGCUUUGAUGACAUUGGAUACAAAAUAUUUGAAUAUAUCAAUUGGGUUAUUAGCUAUCUAAAUGAUG